This is a messenger RNA of Asparagus officinalis (garden asparagus), 921 nucleotides long. RefSeq lists its product as uncharacterized. The transcript is spliced from 5 exons. The record is from RefSeq and is a predicted model, not a curated record. Gene Ontology annotation, biological process: DNA transposition. The coding region runs from base 1 to 921 and encodes 306 amino acids. Lineage: Eukaryota; Viridiplantae; Streptophyta; Magnoliopsida; Asparagales; Asparagaceae. Gene Ontology annotation, molecular function: transposase activity; DNA binding.
AUGAUUAACAACCAAACAAAGAUCCCAGCUGAGUGGCACACAGUCAUACGUGAUAUUGGACAGAAAUUUGAUAGUACUGCUAAAGUUAGAUUAGCACUUCAAUACUAUUCAAUUGUUAAAAGAAUUUCUGUUCUACCCACACAUGCAAUCAAUUAUGGAGCUAGUGCUGGCAACUCAAGGGCAUCAAGAAAGUUCAUUGCAGGCCAAAUACAAGAUGUUUUAAAGGUUAAGCUAGAUCUUCGUGCAGUUGAUAUCAAGAACGACAUGCUCUCAAAUUAUGGCAUCAAGAUUAACUAUACUAAAGCAUGGAAAAGUAAAGAGACAGCUCAACAGGACAUGUUCGGUGACGAUGAUGAGGCUUACGAUUCACUGAGAUGGUAUGAAGCCAUGGUUCAUGCAACUAAUCCAGAAAGUCGUGUUGCUAUUGAUGUUGAUGACGAAAGGGAAAAACCUUAUAAUCCUCCACAUCAACUGGUAAUGAUUUCCGACGCUGACAAGGGUAUUAUGAUAGCAGUCAAGGAAUUCUUUCCAGAUGCUUUCCAUUCAAGGUGUGUUCUGUACCUAGUCGAGAAUUUCAAAAAGAAGAUGAAGGAUUUUGGAUACAAGGUAAAUGUCGCCCAAAUAUUGGGUGAUUUGUUACAAUCAGCGACUUAUAAGUACACAAUUUCUAAAUGGGAUGAUUACAUGAAAAAAUUAGCAUCGAUCGAUCAUAGGACUUAUGUUACUACGAUGGAAUACUCCCCACAAAGAUGGGCAAAUGCUUAUUUUCGUGAUAUAAGGUAUGGCCAUGUUACUUCAAACGUUACUGAGUCCUUCAACAGCUGGAUAAGAAAGGCCCGAAUGAUGCGAAUCUUACCUUUGGAUGAGACGAUACGGAAGCAAAUCAUGGAGCGCAUGCAUGAAAGGAGGCUAAUGGCAUAA